This is a messenger RNA of Achroia grisella, 447 nucleotides long. RefSeq lists its product as uncharacterized. Bases 1 to 447 code for a protein of 148 amino acids. The record is from RefSeq and is a predicted model, not a curated record. The transcript has 4 exons. Lineage: Eukaryota; Metazoa; Arthropoda; Insecta; Lepidoptera; Pyralidae. Gene Ontology annotation, molecular function: heme binding. Gene Ontology annotation, cellular component: membrane; intracellular membrane-bounded organelle.
AUGUGUACUGUUGCAGUAUCAUCGGAUAUCGUGUCACCUAAGGAGCUGGUGGAAACCUUGCAGUAUGAAGCCAAGGCGCGACCUGAUGACCAAGUAUACAAGUUUACCAGGGAUAUUAAAGACUUCUCCAGAUUCCAAGAUAAAUCUAAACUGCCACAAAAGAAUUUCACGUGGACUGAAGUGUCUCAGUACAACGGCGAGGAUGACCGCCAGCUCUACAUAGUGGUGUUGUGCACAGUGUAUGAUAUCACAGACUUCGGAGACUUUCAUCCAGGAGGUCCUCAAGUUUUGAAGGACCACGCCGGCCAAGAUGCAACUUCAGCGAUGCUAAACUGCAACAUAUCCAGCAGUGACACGCAGUACUUCAGGAGGUUCCAAGUCGGCUACAUUGUGGAUUCAAAUUCCGAAAAUGGAAAUUGUCAACCAAAAAGUUCCGGUGAAGGAUAA